AUGACUCAACAAGCUACAAUGGCGAUUCCAAUUGCUGAGCUGGAAACUCAAUUCUCCCUUGCUACCAACUCCAUUCACGUUGAUGACCGAUAUGCCGGGCCUGAGCUGGCACCGGCCAUGCACCCGACGAGCACUUUCAGAUAUCCGCUCGACCCGGACGAGCUAGAGCCCCAGCAGGCUCUUUCUAAAACCAAGCAUGUGUACGCAAGACUUGCACGGCCAACAAGUUCGCGAUUGGAGCUUGUGCUCUCAACCAUCCUCAAGGGAGAAUGCUUGACAUACUCGACUGGUCUUUCCGCUAUUCACGCCUAUCUCACAUGUCUGACCCCCAAGCGAGUCGCGAUCACAGGUGGCUACCAUGGCGCCCACGAUGUUCUUCGUAUCCAGGAACGGUUAACGGGAUGUACCAAGGUUGGGUUGCAUGAAUUAGACCAGCUUGAGAAGGGAGAUGUCAUUCAUCUAGAGACGCCUCUCAACCCGACAGGCGAAGCUCGCAAUAUUGCCGCGUUUGCUAAGGUUGCCAAGGAGAAAGGCUUGUAUUUGGUCGUGGAUUCCACCUUCGGUCCCCCAUCACUGCAGGAUCCUUUCCUUUGGGGCGCAGAUCUAGUCAUUCACAGUGGUACCAAGUACAUUGGUGGCCAUAGUGAUAUCAUGUGUGGUGUUAUCAGUGUUCCUCCCCAGAAUCCCGAGCUGUUCAUGAAGCUAUGGAAAGAUAGAUGCGCCCUCGGGAACAUCAUGGGUGGGUUCGAGUCGUGGCUCGGUCUUCGCAGUCUGCGAACACUGGACAUCCGCUGCAUUCGACAGAGUCAGAAUUGCACGGCAAUCGUGUCCUGGCUGUCAACUAUGAUCAAGUCUUCCACACCGAACGCAGUCAAUGCCACGAUCGAAAGUCUCAAACAUGCAAGCCUGCAGACAUCCGAUAUGGAUUGGCUUGCAAAGCAGAUGCCGAAUGGAUUUGGUCCUGUUUUCUUGGUGGUCAUGAAGAGCUCGCGGCAGGCUCGACGUCUGCCUAGCAAGCUGCGUAUCUUCCAACAUGCAACUAGCCUGGGCGGAGUAGAGAGUCUCAUUGAGUGGAGGAAGAUGACUGACCCCACAGCCGGAGAGAACAUUAUGCGGGUGAGCGUUGGCAUUGAGACGCUGGAAGAUUUGCAGCAGGAUCUGCUCAAUGGACUUCAAGCCUUGAUUGAGGAAGGUGAAAAAUAG
This is a messenger RNA of Penicillium olsonii, 1203 nucleotides long. The record is from the annotation of a GenBank genome assembly. Lineage: Eukaryota; Fungi; Ascomycota; Eurotiomycetes; Eurotiales; Aspergillaceae.